UACAUGGGGAAACAGAAGUGCUGCUGUAUCUACAUGGGGAAACAGAAGUGAUGCUGUAUCUACAUGGGGAAACAGAAAUCAGAAGUGCUGCUGUAGCUACAUGGGGAAACAGAAGUGCUGCUGUAUCUACAUGGGGAAACAGAAAUCAGAAGUGAUGCUGUAUCUACAUGGGAAACAGAAGUGCUGCUGUAUCUACAUGGGGAAACAGAAAUCAGAAGUGAUGCUGUAUCUACAUGGGAAUCAGAAGUGCUGCUGUAUCUACAUGAGGAAACAGAAGUGCUGCUGUAUCUACAUGGGGAAACAGAAAUCAGAAGUGAUGCUGUAUCUACAUGGGAAACAGAAGUGCUGCUGUAUCUACAUGGGGAAACAGAAGUGCUGCUGUAGCUACAUGGGGAAACAGAAGUGCUGCUGUAGCUACAUGGGGAAACAGAAGUGCUGCUGUAUCUACAUGGGGAAACAGAAGUGCUGCUGUAGCUACAUGGGGAAACGGAAGUGCUGCUGUAUCUACAUGGGGAAACAGAAAUCAGAAGUGAUGCUGUAUCUACAUGGGAAACAGAAGUGCUGCUGUAUCUACAUGGGGAAACAGAAGUGCUGCUGUAGCUACAUGGGGAAACAGAAGUGCUGCUGUAGCUACAUGGGGAAACAGAAGUGCUGCUGUAUCUACAUGAGGAAACAGAAGUGCUGCUGUAGCUACAUGGGGAAACAGAAGUGCUGCUGUAUCUACAUGGGGAAACAGAAGUGAUGCUGUAUCUACAUGGGGAAUCAGAAGUGAUGCUGUAUCUACAUGGGGAAACAGAAGUGAUGCUGUAUCUACAUGGGGAAUCAGAAGUGAUGCUGUAUCUACAUGGGGAAACAGAAGUGAUGCUGUAUCUACAUGGGGAAUCAGAAGUGCUGCUGUAGCUACAUGGGGAAACAGAAGUGCUGCUGUAGCUACAUGGGGAAACAGAAGUGCUGCUGUAUCUACAUGGGGAAACAGAAGUGCUGCUGUAUCUACAUGGGGAAACAGAAGUGAUGCUGUAUCUACAUGGGGAAACAGAAAUCAGAAGUGCUGCUGUAGCUACAUGGAGAGAGAAUAUAGGGUUUUCUGUUUAAUGGAAGGAGGGGCUGUUGGUGAUGAAACUCUUUGCAAGGCGUCGUCGGAAGGGGAUUAUGAUUGCUGAGUGUUGCGAUAUAGGCUACCUCUCUGGACUUGUGAAAGUAGCACUUUGUUCUUUCAUCCUCCAGGCACAGCAGGCAAAGCGUUGUCAUUUUUACUUUCAUGUGCUUUACUUGGUUGACCUGUUUUAAGUAGGCAACAUCUGUGACGUUAAAUGAGGCUUUGUCAAUGUUAUUUUCCCAAUAUUUGACUUGUCAAUGUUACUUUUCCAAUAUUUGACUUGUCAAUGUUACUUGUACCAUAUGAAAAACGUGUGCUUCAUUUACAUGAACAUCAACCACUCUGAACUAGAGUUUGUACACUUAUUAUGAAUGUUGACGUUUAGCCUUGUGUGUGUGUACAGUGGUGUAAAAAUACUUUAAAGUACUACUUAAGUCGUAUUUUGGGGUGUCUGUACUUUACUAUUUAUAUUUUUGAUAUACUUUUACAUCACUACAUUCCCAAAGAAAAUAAUGUACUUUUUAGUCCAUACAUUUUCCCUGACACCAAAAAGUGCUCGUUACUUUUAGAAUGCUCAGACAGGACAGACUUAUUGUUCAAUUCAUGCACCAAUCAAAAUAAUGCAUUGUCAUUCCUACUGCCUCUGAUCUGGCGGACUCAAUAAACACAACUACUGUGUUUCUAAAUGAUGCUGGAGUGUGCCCCAGUCUGUCUGUAAAUACAAUAUAUAUAUAACAAGUAUGCUGUCUUGUUUGAAAAAUAAAAGCAAUUUGAUGUAAUGCAUAAAAAAUAAAAAAAACUUUUCUCAAGUAUCACAAUUGUGUACUUUUUCCACCACUGUACUUAAGUACAUUUAAAACCAGAUACUUUUUUACUGAAGUAGUAUUUUACUGGGUGACUUUCACUUUUACUUGAGUCAUUUUCUAUGAAGGUAUCUUUACUUUUACUCAAGUAUAACAAUUGAGUACUUUUUCCACCUGUGGGCGCAUGCGCGUAGUACAUAGGUUACUAUCUACAUGAUGAGACAAUCGUUUUCAAUUCAGUCAGUUGUCUGAUGGUCCACUAAAUCACUGAAAACCCUACAAAUAGCAGAGUGGAUUUUUGUAGCAUAGCAUUACAGUGGGAGCAAUAUUGUCGUCUUGUUUAAUGAGUCUACCAAAGCAGCAGUGGAUUGGACAGACAGAGUAGGCCUAGCUUUCUGUUUGCUUAGUGACGACACUGAUGAGCUCUUAACCAUACAGAGCCAAUUAACUACAAAUAACUGACUUAUUCCUGUUCCAGAGAAGCUUACUCUCAUGUUGUAGAGAAAUUGGACACAUUUCUGUUGUUCAAUAUGGACAAUACUGUUGUAUUCUAUUGUAGUCCUAAGGUCAGUAAUACAUAUAGGAUCCAGUAAUGGUAGUUCAUGGAUUGAAACAUUUCACCAGUGAGUGAGUGUGUGUGUGGGCUGCCUGCAAUUCUCCCUGCCUCCCUCUGCCAGCGUUAGACUAUGGCUGCUGAUGUAUCAAGAGCGAUUCCCUUUUAAUCAAGUCCUCCAGGCAGAUAGAGCGUUGAAGGCCAAUGAAGUCCUCGCUCUCCUCCGAGUCCCACUGCGGCUCUCGACACAAUAUCGAUUCAAUAGACCACAGCGGCACUGUAUUCAACUUGGAAAUAAGCCUAGCCAAGUUUGGCGUAUUUUAGAAAACACCAAAUCACAGGUACUAAGAGUGUGCUGAAAUUUCUUUCCAAUUUUCUUUCAACAUAUAUGCUGAACAACUGACAUAGAGCUUCCUCACACAAAAACGUUGUCUAGGCCUAAUCUGUGGUGUAGCUUGGGUGUAGGCCUAAAGUACAACACUGAAUGAUGGACAGCAGAUUGCAACCAAGUGCCUCUGACAAGAAUAUCGGCUGACGUUCUGUUACUUUUCCAACUGUUCUACAUGUUGAUUCUGCUAAAACAGCAUAGCCUAUGUUUAAAAACCAAAAAAAGCUUUAUGACUUAAUAACAUGUUGAGUAUUUAUUUUAAUCUAUGGCAACAACCAGCACACAGGAAGUCUUUUUACUCUAGAUAAGGUUUGUUCUGCAUCUCAAGACUCAGUCGUUCCUCUUUCAGGUGGAGAAAGUCACCUGUUUCUUAUUCCUCAAUUCGAAGUGUGAUGACGUGUUCUCAGUUUCUAGUAAUCACGGGGUUCAUCCCUAAUGGAACCCUAUUCCCUGCAUAGGGUUCUGGUCAAAAGUAGUGCACUAUAUAGGGAAUAGAGUGCCAUUUGGGACACAUUAGUCUACAUCACAGGCCCCAACUCUGACAGACUUUUGAGAGCUAUCCAAAUAAAUCUUAUAUUAAACAGUCUUCUUGGGAAUCAGAUUAGAUCGUGGCUAUGAUUCUGACAUGUCUGUCCUCACCCACUCACGUGAGCCUCAUGCCUGAUGGACUCCAGAGACUGUAUUCAUAAAGUCGCUCAGACUGAUAGGCUGACCACACUGCUCGCGUCGUGUGCACGUUGCAAAAUAAAUGUAGGAAUUUAUGUUAUUCAAUUAUUGCACCCACACUGCUCGUGCGCAUCAACGAGUGUCUGCGUUGCCAAGGGCUAAAAUAGAAGUAAUCCCUAUUUCUGACGCAGAUUGCGCUACAAGUCCUGCCUCUCCCAUCUCCUCAUUGGUUUAUAGAAGCAGCAUGUACCCACGUGCCUUCUCCUCAUUGGUUAUACCGACAUGGGUGAUUUGAAAGACGAACCGAUGCCGGUUGUCGUGGUAAUACUAUGACAGUUUAGAUGCCAAUCACCAUAUAAGUUAAACUAUGAAAAAGCCUGGAAGGAGGAGGGAUGACUAGAAACAAUUCGGUUGACCGUUUUUAUGUGUGGAUUAAUUGUCAGAGUAGAGGACCUUGUGCAUUUCAGGUAAAAUAACAACCUAAUGUUUAUACCCCAGGACAAAUUAGCUAGCAACAACAAGCUAGCUGAACAGGACAAAUUAGCUAGGAAGUGCAAGCUAACUAGCUAAAUGACCAUACAUGUUUAAUGUUUUUCGACCUGUCCCCAAAUUAAUGUCAUUGGUUCAGAGUUUGUUUUGAUAUUUUAACCUGCGUGUCGUUAUUGCGUUUGGUGUGGGGGGGCAAAAUACAUUUAUGCACGAUGGCGCACGCGCGCAGCCGGUUUAGGUUCUGUGUAAGAGUGCUGUUCUAGGAUCAGUUUUUCCUUUAACAUCAUGAUGAAUAAGAUUAGCCUACAUUGGUCAAGGACUCGGAUGGACCUGAUCCUAGAUCAGCAGAACUUACUCUGAGACGCUUUAUGAACCACUACGAGCUCAGAAUUCUCUGCAAUCAACCACUCAUCUAUCCCAUGGGAAAGCAGGGCAGCGUAGGUGACAUAUCAUCAUUAUACAAGGAUCCACUACUACAGGGACAGUCCUUGUAAAAGGUGCCAUCCUCAUUUCGGCAAACAAUUUCUGGUUAUGUUAGGAAAUGUCUCUUCAUCACUCCAACCUCUUAAUGGAAAAAGGUGUUGGCUUAAUGUUUUCCCACCAUUGAUAGCGCCUCACACAUUUUCCCUUUGAAAGCCGCUGAACGAUUUACCCUCUCUCUUUUGUCACUCUUAUUUCACGCUCUGAAUAACAGCUCUCUCUCUUUGCCUCUCUCUCCCUCCCUCCCCCUCUUUCUCUUUCUUUCCUACAUGCAUAAAUUGAGCCAGCCUCCUGGUAACUCUUCCUGAGCUACCAGCAGAGUCAGAUUUUUCAUUUGCAGUUAAAUGGCGCUCGACACAUGCAGCUUGGUUGAUAAUUGACUUCACUCAGCUGAACGGAGGGAUGAUUAGACCAACAAGUGGUGUAGUUGGAAGCGGCUCUCGUGGCAUGACUACUACAAACAAGGGAAACAAAGCCUUGAAGGUGAAGAAGGAGCCAGGGGAGAAUGGGACCAGCCUCACGGACGACGAACUGGUGACCAUGUCUGUCCGGGAGCUCAACGCUCACCUCCGCGGCCUCACCAAGGACGAAAUCCUGCAGCUCAAGCAGCGGCGGCGCACCCUGAAGAACCGUGGCUACGCCGCCAGCUGCCGCGUCAAGCGGGUCACCCAGAAGGAGGAGCUAGAGAAGCAGAAGACGGAGCUGCAGCUGGAGGUGGACAAGCUGGCCACAGAGAACGCCACCAUGAAGGUGGAGCUGGACUCGCUGCGCUCCAAGUACGAGGCCCUGCAGAGCUUCGCCAGGACUGUGGCGCGCAGCCCGGCCGUAGCCUUAACCCCAGGGGGUCGGGGGGUCAUGGGGCCCCUGGUCCCUGGGAAGGUGGCCACGGCCACCAGCGUCAUCACCAUCAUCAAGUCCAAGACGGGAGCCAGGUCGUAGUAUCGGGGCUGGGUGGCGUGGAGAGUUAUCAGACUAAUGAAACAACGUGUACUAUAGUCACUGUAUCAUCAUGGAGCACAGGAUUAGUUCCCUUGUCUGUCUUUUGGGCCAGAACACACAACACAACCCCCCAGACGUUUGUACCAGCUAGUAACACUCUUUCAAUUGGCCAGCAGCAGAGGCCACACCAACCCUUAUCAGACAGCCUUUAGUAGGAUUAACUGCCUUGGCACUGUACAAGCAGAAAUACAUACACCAGAGGAGGCUUGUCGGAGGAGCUAUAGGAGGACGGGCUCAUUGUAAUGGCUGGAAUGGAAUACAUGAAACGGGAUCAAACACAUCAAACAUAUGGAAACCACAUGUUUGACUCUGUUCCAUGAAUUCCAUUCCAGCCAUUACAACGAGCCUCCGCUGAAAUAUACACAUCCGUCCUCUAUAGUAUAUUUUCACGUACUGGAUUCCAAAAGGUUAAACGUCACGUGAGUCCAGGAAGGUCGUACGACGCAGCCCAAUCCAUAAUUGAUGUCACUCCAUCUGGUGUUGGAAGUGGAGCUGUCGAUUGAUUUGUGUGUUUUUGUACAUGGUACUAAGUGUUUGAGUGUUUGUUUGUUUCCUCCAGAUGGCCCCUCUGAGUCUUUUCCGUCCCGACACAGGAUUUUGAUGUGGAAAUGCACUCUUUCAUAACUACUAGCCACCAACAGUCUAGCCACACCCGGUUGUCAUUAUGCUUCAACUUCUUAGCCCUCUCUCCGUAUCACAAGUGGAGAAAGAGUGAUUGCACUUAGCAACAAGCCUGGGCCUGUUAGAAUGCACUGACUACUAUGAGAAGAGGGAAAUGCACUGUAUGUUAUUGAUGUCUUGUGAGCAGCCUUCAGUAAGGACUAGUUACUCACCCAUCAGACCAGUUCAUGUGAUUUUAGUUGGUUAAACAAACUAAACAGGAAAUUCUGUUAAGUUGAGCAUUUAUUUAGGUUCAGUUCAGCCUGUCACUGAAUUUUACCAACAGGAGAUGCAAUAACACACACAUGCACUGAGACAUAGGAGAUGUCUCUUACAUAGUUUAAUGGAAGUGGAAUGAGUCAAUCUGAUCGGCAAAAUAAUACGAUAGCCUACUUGGUAUGGGAUGAUGAUGAUGAUGAUGAUGAUUAUAAUAAUAGGUGGGAUGCUGGAGUUGACCAUGCCAUAUUAUUAUAAUAAUAGGUGGGAUGUUGGAGUUGACCAUGCCAUAUUAUUAUAAUACUAGGUGGGAUGCUGGAGUUGCCAUUCCAGGAUUACAAGAUUGUUUAUUUCUCCAGUAUCUGAGAACCACAAUGUUUUUACAAGAUCUUGUGAUGAUUAUGCUUUCGGGGGACAAUAUUUUUAUCCUCAAAACAUUUAAAACUCAAUUUGUGCUCCAUCGAGUAAAUAAGUUGAAACUGUUUUGUAAAUAAAUAGUUUUUUUUUGUGCGUAUGUAAUAACAUGUGAACUGGCUGGUCACAUAUUCCAAAAUCAUAUUCACACAACAAGCUUUACUGUUUAAUGGUCAACGUGUGUGUAUUCUAGAAGUCGUUGACUUGGAGUUCUUGAUGUGUAUUGAUCCAUAGACGAGCAUCUGGCGUUGUUUAUAGAAACACUGGAAAAGAAAACUUCAAACAAAAAAACCUGUGAUAUCCUUUUUGCAAUUGUACCAAAAGUGGCUUACUAUUGAAGGCUGGUAGCUUUUUCUAGUGACUAGGCGCGUACUGUGUGGGGUAGCGCGUGACGUGACGUGUAUAAGUGACAGUUGGCAGUGUUGUUCACUGUAUAGAUGUCAUGCUGUGGUAUUUUCUAUAGGAAUCUGUAAUAGAGAUAAUAUAGCUGGUGUAAACAUCAUAUAUUGUCUUCAUCCAUAUUGGCAUCUGUAAUAUCUUCCACUAGCUGUGAUUCACAAAUGUUUUUGUCAUUGCGACGUUAUUACUGUCGACGUCAUUACUGUCGACCGAGCAGGCAUAGGAAGGGUAAGGUAAUGCCCUUGGUUAAUUUGUAUGGGGUAUGAUAAUGCCCUUGGUUCAUUUUGAAUCCCAGUUAAGUGACCCUCCUAACCUCUUUGGUUUCAAUUCCAGGGGGACAUCACCUCUGAUUUAGAUUAAACUCUUAUUGUCUUAUCCAUUUACCAAAGGGGACUACUUGCAAUUUGCCAAGGGAUAAUAGCCUCACAAUUAACUUUUUCAAAGACUAAGCAAAAUCAAAAUAUUUGACUCUCUCUUACUGUAUAACCAAGCAUUGUAAAAGUUCUCCUUGAAUAAAUAACUUCUUGUCAUUCUAACUAUGAGAAGGGAGGCUCAGCAUGCAGCUUUAUACAGGUGACUAACAACAGGUCCUGACUGUUAGGUUGUGUUCAUGGUUUGUGUGAGGGUAAACAUGCACUAAUCUCCAGCUUGUUCUGCUCAGGAGAAAUCAAGGUUGCCCUAAAAAUAAACCAUUACUGCUCUGAGAAGAAGCUGUUGGGGAUGGCUCUUAUGGUGAUAGUCGCUCAUUUACAAUUUUUCUAAAAGGGCUUUUUGUUCAGACACCAAAUGAAGAUGUGGGAAGAUCAACCUGCUGGCAGUAAUGCUGCUUAUGUGCCAAGUGUCACCCCUGUCCUCUGACCCUGUACGAGGGAUUUAUCAGGAAGCAGUUUUACCUUAAAAAGUGACAGUAUCUUUGUAAUGACAUUAAGGGAUAUGUUCAGUAUUUUACAACUUCAUGUCAGAUGGUUCCUUGCCCUGAAUAUAGUCUAUAUGAGCCUGAAGAAACUGUACUCCAUGGUUUGAAUUUCUUUAAUCAGCCAAUAUAAACUUCAGCUAACUUCAUCCUCUGACAGCUAAAAAUCAAUGGGAGUGAUGGGGGCAAAUGUUCAAAAAGGGAUGCCAAAUCAUCUUUAAGUAAUGUAAAACCCAAUCAUUACAGUUUCUCCUGGCUCGUACACUUCUAUCAGGGUAAGGAUACCAUCUAGCAUUAAGUUGUUAAUUAGUGAACGUGUCCUUUUAAAACAGAGCAGCUGAGAGGAAAAGGUUAGGAAGCAGAGAGCUGGAUAUGUCCAAAUUAUCCAGGAUCCAGACUGUUAGUCUAUAGCUAGAAUAGUCAAGGAAGGCAGAAGUAACCCAGAGCAUUUGAAGUUGUAUGGUAGGUAGACCUGAACAGGAGGAACCCAGAGCACUUGAAGUUGUAUGGUAGGUAGACCUGAACAGGAGGAACCCAGAGCAUUUGAAGUUGUAUGGUAGGUAGACCUGAACAGGAGGAACCCAGAGCACUUGAAGUUGUAUGGUAGGUAGACCUGAACAGGAGGAACCCAGAGCAUUUGAAGUUGUAUGGUAGGUGGACCUGAA
Messenger RNA from Salvelinus fontinalis (brook trout), 8741 nucleotides. Its product is annotated as transcription factor MafG-like. The coding region runs from base 4878 to 5414 and encodes 178 amino acids. The transcript is spliced from 3 exons. NCBI's taxonomy places the organism in Eukaryota, Metazoa, Chordata, Actinopteri, Salmoniformes, Salmonidae. Gene Ontology annotation, biological process: regulation of transcription by RNA polymerase II; regulation of epidermal cell differentiation. Gene Ontology annotation, molecular function: RNA polymerase II cis-regulatory region sequence-specific DNA binding; DNA-binding transcription factor activity, RNA polymerase II-specific. Gene Ontology annotation, cellular component: nucleus. The record is from RefSeq and is a predicted model, not a curated record.